This is a messenger RNA of Rhodamnia argentea, 2138 nucleotides long. RefSeq names its product putative F-box/LRR-repeat protein 8. Gene Ontology annotation, biological process: SCF-dependent proteasomal ubiquitin-dependent protein catabolic process. Gene Ontology annotation, cellular component: SCF ubiquitin ligase complex. NCBI's taxonomy places the organism in Eukaryota, Viridiplantae, Streptophyta, Magnoliopsida, Myrtales, Myrtaceae. Bases 127 to 1755 code for a protein of 542 amino acids. The record is from RefSeq and is a predicted model, not a curated record. The transcript has 2 exons. Gene Ontology annotation, molecular function: protein binding.
CGCCCUCCAUAUUCCCCCGAGCCAGACUGUCGUGUAUCCCACCCACUCGCUACUCUGCAAUCUCUCCUCUACCCAACCAGAGGAUAAGAUAAGCCGCCCCGAAUCCUGCCUCCGCCUCCAUCGCUGAUGGGCCAGUCGUCGUCCUCGCCGGCCUCCCUACCCGGCCGCCGCGACUCCGACUCCGACUCCGACUCCGACCCCGACCCCGACCUCGGCGGCCACUCGGUUUCCAAGUCGAAGGCCGUGAUCUGGCCGUUGCUCGGGGAGGCAGCCGGCGAGUCCGCCGCCCCCGAUCUCUCCGUCUCCAUUUCCGAUCUCCCCGACGAGUGCCUGGCCUGCGUCUUCCAGUUCCUAGGCUCCAGCGACCGGAGUCGGUGCUCCCUCGUGUGCCGCCGCUGGCUCACGGUCGAAGGUCAGAGUCGCCACAGGCUCGCUCUCAAUGCUCAGUCGGAGCUGUUGGACGUGGUGCCGGCGCUGUUCGCUCGGUUCGACUUGGUCACGAAGCUCGCGCUCAAGUGCGACCGCAAGUCGCUGAGCAUCGGCGACGACGCGCUCGUGCUGAUCUCGCUCAAGUGCAGGAACCUCACGCGCCUCAAGUUGCGAGGCUGCCGUGAGCUCACGGACACGGGGAUCGCGGUCUUCGCGAGCAAUUGCCGGGGGUUGAGGAAGCUCUCGUGCGGAUCUUGUGUGUUCGGAGCCAAAGGCAUGAACGCCGUGCUCGAUCACUGUGCCGCGCUCGAAGAGUUAUCUGUGAAGCGGCUUCGGAGUCCCGCUGAAGGAGCUACGACCGAGCCUAUUGGGCCUGGCGCGGCUGCGGCUUCCCUCAAAACAAUUUGCUUGAAGGAGCUUUACAAUGGGCAAUGCUUCGGUCCGCUGAUCAUCGGUUCGAAGAACUUGAGGACGUUGAAGCUGGUGAAAUGUUUUGGAGAUUGGGACACGGUGCUCCAAGUUAUGGUGGAGAGGGUCACAAAAAUAGUGGAGAUCCAUCUGGAGAGGAUCCAGGUAAGUGAUUUUGGCAUUGCCUCGCUAUCUAAUUGCUCGGAUCUUGAGAUACUGCAUCUGUUAAAGACGCCACAGUGUACAAACUUAGGGCUGGUAUCGGUUGCCGAGCGUUGUAAGUUAUUGAGGAAGCUCCACAUUGAUGGGUUGAAGCUAAACCGCAUUGGUGACGAUGGUUUGAUUGCCGUCGCAAAGCAUUGCCCUAAUUUGCAAGAGCUUGUUCUCAUCGGUCUCAAUCCUACUGAAUCGAGCUUGGAUUUGCUAGGAUCUAACUGUGGCACGUUAGAGAGACUGGCAUUUUGCAGUAGCGAUACAGUUGGAGAUCCUGAGAUUGUAUGCAUAGCGGCUAGAUGUAUGGUACUCAAGAAGCUUUGCAUAAAAAAUUGCCCUGUUUCGGAUGAAGGGAUGAAAGCAUUAGCCUCUGGUUGCCCUAAUUUGGUGAAACUGAAGGUUAAGAAGUGUGGUGGAGUGACUUCUGAGGGUGCAGGUUGGUUGAGAACGAGGAGGGAAUCAAUUGCAUUGAAUUUGGACUCCAGUGACCAAGAACAGAUGGAUGCAUUGGCCAGUGAUGGUGUAGUAGAAGAAAAUCAUGUGGAGUUUCCACCUGUACCCAGCCAAACAGCCGGCGCUCAUAUUGCAUCAUCUAGUGGCACCAGUCGGUCGUCUUCCUUUAAAUCAAGGUUGGGCAGUUUGAGCGGAAAGAAUUUAAUGGCAUGCACGUUCAGACGAUGGUCAAGUGGCAGAAAAGAUUCCUAAAAACAAAAUCUUAGGGGAAUCUCCUAACUGUCAGGGUAAACCAAUGACUGUCCCCUCGGUGCCUCAAGUUUGAAUUACUUCAUGGGUCUUUAGGUUUUGAACUUUGAUCUGCAGAUGAUCGGCUUCAUGCCAUCACUGACUGUUGUCCUAGCAUGCACAAACCUGUUCUAAUUGGUGCCUGUGUGACAAAAUCGUGCUUGAGUUUUGCUGGAAUUGAAUUGCCUGAGUUUAGAGUGGUUUAGCAAUCAGUGGUUAGUGAUACCAUUCCCUCUGCUAAAUGUACAGCUCUAGAGAAGCUUUGUAUGGAGAAUUUCCCAGUUUCAAUUAGGUGUAGAAGCACUACUCAGCUGUUGCCCAAGCUUGCCUGAGUUUUGAGAGCAAAC